AUGACCGGCAGUUUCUCAGAGGAACUGUUUCCGAUUUUUGAAAGUGUGUUUGUGAAGUGGUUCCUCCUACUGGACUGCACUCUAGAAUGCAGUGCAUCGUCACCUGACUUGGUAUGGACUGUUGUUGCAGGUGAUGCCAAUCUCUUCCUGCUUUUAGGAUGCAGUGCCUCCAAACCCGGUAAGAUUCCACGAUGCUUAUCUAGCGGGUGUCAUGCGAUUAGUGUCCGAUUCGGUGUGCAGUCAUCCAAAAUUGUCACCGAUGGGCGUUCAGCCAAGACCAAGAACUUCCGUUUGCGGGGGAAUAUAAACGGGGAGCCCCCGAAGAGUUCGCUGAACAAAAUGCAAGUGCUUGCUGUCCAAUUGUUUAUUCUGUCGGUGGUUGUUGUGGCUUUGGUCGGUGGUCAUGCGGUGGAGCAAGAUCACCCCUCCAGCCACGGCUAUGGACCGGCUAUACACAUCAGUUCGGGUGUUCUUCAACUGGCUUCGGAUACGGAGCAACCUCACUUGCUGCUGGUGCCCAAUGUUCACUCCUCCUCGCCGCUGGGAAAUCCCUGGCCGCAUUUCUACGUGGACACCUCGACGUCUUCGCACCUGCCCCACGCAUCGAUACCAUCGACCCCUGUGAUCCACGAACCCCAUCUUGUGGUCAGCGACAAUGUGGACUUUUCGCAGCUCAAAUUGCCCCAACAUCAGGUGGUCCACUCCCAGGGCCGCUAA
Molecule: messenger RNA, 717 nt
Organism: Drosophila ficusphila
Lineage: Eukaryota; Metazoa; Arthropoda; Insecta; Diptera; Drosophilidae
Source: RefSeq, a predicted model, not a curated record